Molecule: messenger RNA, 2298 nt
Organism: Naegleria lovaniensis
Lineage: Eukaryota; Heterolobosea; Eutetramitea; Acrasida; Naegleriidae
Exons: 1
Coding region: 1-2298 (765 amino acids)
Source: RefSeq, a predicted model, not a curated record
AUGCUUGAAAACAACACGGCACGUGAUCGCUCGCACCCCGUCGAGGUUCAUUUGGGACGAGUUGAUGAUCAAUGUUCAUCAUUGAUUCUGUCACUUUCCAAUAUUUCUUCUCAGCUCCCAAAACACCAAUCCAAGUCUCUCAUCAUUUGUUUAGACAAUUCCGGAUCCAUGGCAGGUUCUGGUAUUUCCCAAGCCAAACAAGCCAUUCAAACUCUUUUAGAACAAGUUCAUGGCUAUAACGAACAAGUUAUUCUCAUUACUUUCAACAGCACUGCCACAGUUUUAGAUUUAUCUGGAAAAUCACUGAUACAACAAGUCGAAUGCGUUCAGAAAAUUGAGGCCACAGGUGGAACUAGUUUUUCAAGUGCUUUUCAAGCCAUGACUCAAUUGCACACUCUCGGUCAAGAAGUGGCUAUUGUGUUUUUUACGGAUGGACAAGAUUGUGAAAGUGUUGAAAAAAGAGAACAAGAUGUCAAGAAUUUGACAUGUCGUCUAAGGACGGAAACAAAUGCGUUUGAAUUUCACACGAUUGGAUUUACAAGAGAGCAUGAUGUGCAAUUAUUGACAAAUAUUACACAGUUGGGAUCUUCUCAAGGAAGUUUCCAGUAUGCAGAGUCCUCGUCCAUUAUUGCAUCGUGUGUUGAGAAUUUGAUUGGUUUGGUAAGAAGUCGAUCUCUGUCAGGUGUCCUUAAGGUGGUUCAUUCGGAAGAACAUGAAAAAAUUAUUCUCAGUGAGAAGGUAUCUUUGGAAGAAACAGAGAAUGAUGGAAUCAAAAUUACAUGUUUCUUGAAGAACGAUUUGGUCUUUCAUGAGCCAUCGUUGAAAUUCUUUUUAGAAAUUUCUGGUCUCGAAGAACGAAUUGAAAUUCAAAUUCCUUCCACUCAUUCCGUGCUUUCCCAAAGUGAGCUCAUUUCCUUACAGAUUAAGUAUAUUGAAAAAAAACUCUUGGACUAUGCUGUAGAAAUUUCUUCAAAGACCUUCGACAAGAGUCAGUUGUCAGUCAUUCAUCAAGAAGGUCAACAACUGGAAGAGCGCUUGCUUGAGAUAACCCAAGAAAUUCAACGUAUUAAGGAUAGAAUUCUUAGAAAGAGCUUGUUCACCCUGCGUGAAUCCAUUCACAAUUCCCUUACCAAUUUUAAUCAAGUGUUGGCGGAUGCCAUGGUUGGACAUCUGUCAAAUGACAAAAUUGCCACUUUAAAUUCUCUCGCUUAUCGUUCCAUUACCAAGAGAAGCUUACAAAAGAAAUUGGAUCAACGAGCUCAAGCCAACGUUGCACUUUUUGAAAAAUCCGAACAAUUUGUCAAGGAAUAUGUCAACUCUCUCAAUUUCACUCAACUUCGACAAGAAUUCGAAUCGGAAGCCGAUCAAUUGGGUAGUUGUUUCAUUACUUGUUCUAAUUGGAUUGAUUUAUUAGAACAACAAGAUUGUCUUUGUUUGACCUUAAACGUUGCUCGAACUCAAGCAUGUGUAAUGGAUCCCUCUCGAGUUCAAAUUUUAUCGAUUGGAACUUCCUUAAUGUCUGCUGAGGCGUUUUUGGAUUCAGUUUUAUUUUCACUUGGAAAUACAGAAAAUCAUGCUCAAGUACAUGGAGGAUUUAAGGAUGUUGAAUUGAAAAAGCAAAAUCAAGAGGGACAAAUGACAGCAAGUAUUGUGACAGGAACUGCUCGUGAAGCAAUUACCGGAGUGUUGCCCUUGUAUAUUAAUGAAACACAUUGGAAGGUGGCUAAAGAAAAGAUGAAGUCGAUUAUGGGAUUUGUGGCAACUUUGGACGUUAUGGGAUAUUCAUUCCAACAAAUCAAAACAAUUCCAUUUUUAGUAUUGUCCAAAUUAUUGGCAGCUCCUGAAGAGGAGAGACAAUCUGAAUUUUACAAGUUUCAAUUUAAGCUUGUCUUGGAUACUUGCUUGAAAAUUUAUGACGAGUGUUCUGAAAAUUCGAAUGAAGAAGGAAUCAAGAUGAAUGACGAAGUGGUGUCACUUGUCAAAAAUUACAAUUCCAAUCCACUGACAAGAACGGUCGAUGUUAUUCCAAGUAAUGUGGUCCUUCUUUCUCAACUCUAUUGUGCGAUCAAAAAGGGGCAUUUCGACAUGAACUCUAUUGAUCAUGAUUUGUUCUUCAAGAAUGUUGCAGAAGAAACUUUGAGAAGAAGUGGAAUUCCAAAUAUUGAUUCCAUUUCUGAGAGUCAAUUAUUACAAUUACUCAAUGUCAAUAUUGACACGGUCGUUCAUAAUUAUAUUCAUACAUAUAAGAAGGAGCAUGCACCAAAGAAGGACAAUCGUGUUAUGCCAUUUCCAUAUUAA